AUGGCCGAGCUGGAGGAGAGGGUGGAGAUGGUGGUGACGGCUCACAAUCACCUGGCCGACUACACCCUGGAGCUUCAACAUCGAAUUGCAGAGCUGGAGUUUACGGUGGAGGACCUGCCCAACCGGUCCCACCAGAAUUAUCUCCGCCUGCAGGCCAUCCCGGAGGGAGCCGGCGAUGGCGAUCUAAAGAGCUGGUUAUUGGCCUUCUGCGCCCUCUGUCCCCCGACUUACAUGACAACAUAUGGGAGAUCGAUAGAAUCCACAGAGAGUGACAGCACAGAUGGGAGGAAGGUUAGCUUUGGGCGUUGGGGGUGCUGGGGACCACAGAAUGGGGUUUCCCUGACGGUGUUUUCCUGA
Messenger RNA from Pelobates cultripes (western spadefoot toad), 357 nucleotides. The record is from the annotation of a GenBank genome assembly. Lineage: Eukaryota; Metazoa; Chordata; Amphibia; Anura; Pelobatidae.